Eruca vesicaria subsp. sativa (arugula) is the source of this 919-nucleotide messenger RNA. Lineage: Eukaryota; Viridiplantae; Streptophyta; Magnoliopsida; Brassicales; Brassicaceae. The record is from the annotation of a GenBank genome assembly.
GGAAGGUUACAAACUCGAAACUAGAGAAGAAACCGAUCCUUUGUUUUGUGUGUUGAAACUAUAUCAGAUAAUGGAGGUAGCAAAGAAUCCAGAACUCGAGAAGACAAUCGAAUCAACUAAGCAAAAUCAAUCUGAGCAAGUAGUAGAACACGGCGAGAAGCAAGCGCAAGAAGAAGAAGACGAAUUGAGAAGUCUGCUGCUUUCAGAUAUAGGAGACCUUCCUCUUACUCCUCCUUCAGCUACACAACUCAACUUCGUUUCUUACUUCACCACAGAUUUCACGAAACCAGGUCAUGAUCACUAUAUCUACCGUCACGCUAAUGGUUUGUGUGUGAUUGGAUUAGCUCCUACGCAUGUAGCUUUCAAGGACGAAGGUGGGAUCAUUAACAUUGAUUUCAAUGUUGGAAAGUCUGAUCGUAGCGUCUUGAAAGUCUCUGGCAAGCGUAAAAAGAAUGCUAUGCGCUCUGAAUCGAAUACAGCAUUGUGCAAAGUUUCCACUGCUAAAGAUUCUUAUAUUGUCAGGUGUUGCGUUAAAGGUUCUCUCUUGGAGGUGAAUGAGAGGUUGAUCAACCAACCACAGCUUCUUAAUUCAUCUGCUGACCGCGAAGGAUAUAUUGCGAUAAUAAUGCCAAGACCUGCAGAUUGGACCAAAAACAAGGAAUCACUGAUAACUUUGGAGGAAUAUAAAGAAAAGAAAGAGGUGUCUCUAUGAUGGAGUUUGCUCUUAAGUUGAUGAUUAGGCUCAAGUCUGAUUAGGUAAAAAACUUUGGAGGUUCAUUGCAGUCUUGUUGUUCUACAGUAUUUAAAAAACUGUUGUCUUCUGUGUUUUAUCUGAACAAUUUUGGAAGCAAAGAUCAUUUUGGUCAUUGGACUUUGAUGUUCUUCAUGAAACUCUUUGAAAACUAAAAACACAAAUUAA